AGUCAGAGACCUUUGUUUUUCAACGUAGGCGUCUACGGCACUCGUGUCCAGAGAUAUUUUGUCAAACAGUGCUUUCAACCGAAGCAAUAUAAAUAAUAAAAACAAUAGAAUAUACCAUAGGCCUACAUCGACUUACGACCAACGAGGAGAAAAAAGCAACAAUUUAGCAUAGCUGCGUUUAGCGCGCGCGAUAUUGAACUGAGAACAAUCGUACGUGCGGCAGUCUAGGGUACAGGCAAAGAAAAAACCCAGGAGGGGUAUUCACUGCUACAUUCAAGAGCCCUUUUAGGUUCUACAUUUCUGGAUACUGUUUUUUGUUUUUUAUUAUUAACUGUUAGGUUUUUCUCUUAGGAUCCAGUUUCUAUUUAGAUGGCAAGCUUCCCAGACUCUGUAAACGAAAAUGAAAUAGGUAAGGCAAAGUUCAUUGGUGAACUCUUAGUGCCUGUUGCUCCUUUUGAGCAGAAGUCCGGUCGGGAGACCUGGACUGUAGCGUUUGCACCUGAUGGUUCCUACUUUGCUUGGUCUCAAGGCCAUCGUAUUGUGAGGCUUGUUCCUUGGUCAAAAUGCCUGAAGAAUUUCUCUGUGGGUCAUGGAGAGGGCACCAACGGGGCGAGCCCUCGCCACUUGUCAAGGCAGAACAGCAAAGGGAGUCAGGUGAUGCCUGCCUACGAGCCCCGGGAGCACACCAUCGACUGUGGCGAUGUCGUCUGGGGCCUUGCUUUCGGCUCCUCUGUUCCUGAGAAGCAGAGUCGUUGCGUCAACAUUGAGUGGCACCGGUUCAAGUUUGGCCAGGAUCAACUACUGCUCGCAACAGGCCUCAACAAUGGACGCAUCAAAAUCUGGGAUGUCUACACUGGAAAGCUGUUGCUGAACCUAAUGGACCAUACCGAUAUAGUACGAGACUUGACCUUUGCCCCCGAUGGCAGCCUUGUACUUGUCUCCGCCUCCAGAGAUAAGACCUUGCGAGUGUGGGACCUGAAAGAUGAUGGAAAUAUGAUGAAGGUGUUACGGGGGCAUCAGCACUGGGUUUACUGUAGCGCCUUUUCCCCGGAUUCCUCCAUUCUGUGUUCUGUCGGAGCUGGUAAAUCGGUAUUCCUCUGGAACAUGGAUAAAUAUACCCUGAUUCAGAAGCUGGAAGGUCACCAUAAUGAUGUGGUGUCCUGCGAGUUCUCACCUGAUGGAGCCCUGCUGGCCACUGCCUCCUACGACACUCGGGUCAUCGUGUGGGACCCCCACAUUGGCACCAUGAUCCUGGAAUUGGGGCACCUCUUCCCUCCUCCAUCCCCAAUUUUUGCAGGUGGAUCAAACGAUCGCUGGGUACGCUCGGUGUCCUUCUGUCACGAUGGGAGCCAUAUCGCCAGCAUCACUGACGAUAGACUGGUGCGUUUUUGGAGCAUCGAUGAGAGGUCCCCACAGGCUACUGCCCCCCUCACUAAUGGUAUCUGCAGUGCCUUCUCAACUGAUGGGAGUGUCCUAGCUGCUGGGACCCGAGAUGGUAGCGUUCAUUUCUGGGAGAGCCCUCGUAGCACCGCCAGCCUGCAGCAUCUGUGCCGCAUGGCUCUGCGACGAGUCAUGCCCACUCAGCAGGUGCAGGCGCUGCCCAUCCCCACACCCCUCCGUGACUACUUGUCCUACAAAAUCCUUUAACCCCUAUGCUGCCCUCCUGCCCAUAGUAUGCUGGAAACCAUUGAGUUAUUAACAUUUCUAGAAAAAUACAGAGAAAGAGACACCCUCCCCCACAAUUCUUAACGUGAUUCCAUCUGGGCCCCCUCCUCUGCUGUUCUUUGAUGAGGCCACCUCUUUAUCUAUUUAUUUUGAUUUUACUUCCAGUCUGUUUGCUGGUGGUGGUGAAUUAUGAUGGUUAAGUUAUUUCUGUGGCCUGUCACUGCCAAGAUGCGUCUAUCUAUAAGGGUCACCGCUAUUCUGGUUUUAGACCUUGCCAAUGCAGAAACUUCUUCUGUUUACCAACCAGUUGUCACUUUAACUUAAGACUACACACAAAGAGCUGAAGUGAUUUUUUUUUUCCUGCUGAGAAAGAAAUCGUUCAACUGCUGGCUUCACUAUAAAGAUUGAAUGUCUGCAUAUCAAAUUCUUACAUCCCCAAAGCUGUGCUUUACUGCUCAAAGAGAGGAAAAUUUAGGUGUGUGUGUGUGAGAAAGAGAAUGAGAGAAGUUCUUGUGCAAACAAAAGUGUGUCAGUGAGCAUCAGUACCGAUAACAAAGUGUAUAUGUAUGUAUACUGUAUGUGUGUCUAGCUGCAGGAGGGCCUGCUUGGUCCUCAUGGACAAGGGGCAGGUUGCCUCUCCACAUGCCUGUGCCAGCUCAUCAAGGGAUUAUUCAAUGCUACCCAAAGUUACCUUGAAAAAUCUCACAAACCAUCAAAAGUGUAUUUCAUUUUUCAAACCUGUCGAUAUAGCUAAUUGACUAAAGAAGCUACUGUUGAACAAUCCCUUUUACAAGCUUUCCUCAAAAUCUUUGCUUCCUCCCCCCCCCAAAAUCCUGUAGCCGAUAAGCUUUUGUUUUGCUUGGCCAAACAAUAGCAAGUACCUCAGAUGGCAAAAUGUAGUUGUCUAAUAUAGUUGUCGAGUUAAUUUUUCUUGUACAAAUAUAUAUAUAGACAAUUCCAAGUCUGCAAGUCUAUGUAUAUCUAUAGUAUGUAUAGAUAUAUAUACCUGUAUAUAAACAUAUCAGAGAGCCUAGUGUGCUUUUUCUUGGUUUCCUUUUUGUAUAUUUUCUCUCUUCUAAUGUGAACAUCUGUAAAUGAAUGACACAAGAUGUCUUAAGAGAUAAGGAUGUAGUCUGUACUCUUAGAGGUCAGACCAUGACUGUGAAAUUGUGAAUGGUAAAAAGCCCUAGGUCUUUAAGAGAUUGUAUGUCAGAAAAGAGCCCUCGUGAUCACUGAUCAUGAGUAUCACCAUCUUAGUUUUAUUUGCCAAAUUCUUUGCCUUUCUCUUUUAGAUAUUUCUCAUUGGCUAGUUACGUCCAAUCAGUGACUUGUUUAUGUGUAACAAUAGGGAGAAACGGGCUUCCUAUCUGGCUUUGGAGGAUUUCAGCCAUGCAUCUGUUCGCCAUGCAGAAAACUCCACAAAUUCAAAAUAAGUAAUUAAACUCAAUUUGUUUUACCUGUAGUAUGGUUACCUUUCCGAAGAAUAUGUUUCCAUUUGUAAAUAUGGUUGGGUAAUUGAAUGUGAAGCCAGCCUUUUACAGGCUCUAACAUAAUAUGCAGACAUUUCAUAUGACUAAAUGGAAAUAAAUAAUGUGAAAGUUUGCAAAGAAGGAUUACAAAUGGAAAACUAUUUAUAUUCAGUUUGCUUGUGUUGUCCUUUGUUGACCAAUUAGAAGUGGAUACAUGGUUGGUAUUAAACAUUCUUGGCAAUAACUUUUUGUCAAAUGUCAGUGCUGAAGCCAAAGGAACCUUCUUGGCCUUUAUCUCUUUUAUCAACAUUCAGACAAGUUUGUUUUCUUGUUGGCUAAAACUUGAAAAUCUUUCUGUGCAGUGCAGUUGAA
Messenger RNA from Osmerus eperlanus (European smelt), 3506 nucleotides. RefSeq names its product WD repeat and SOCS box containing 1 (gene wsb1). The transcript has 9 exons. Gene Ontology annotation, biological process: protein polyubiquitination; intracellular signal transduction. Gene Ontology annotation, molecular function: protein binding. The record is from RefSeq and is a predicted model, not a curated record. Bases 370 to 1647 code for a protein of 425 amino acids. NCBI's taxonomy places the organism in Eukaryota, Metazoa, Chordata, Actinopteri, Osmeriformes, Osmeridae.